CAUUUUCAACAUGACCCAUGAAGGGAAAAGGGGAAAAUCUUGCAGGUAAAGAAGGAUUCUGUCUUUCAUCCCUGAUCUUUUACUUCUUUCUUCACCAGGGAAAUGAGGAUUCCAGGGAGCCAACUCUUGGGUGCAGUAAGGAAACCAUUAAUAUAGGAAGAAGGAAGGAAUAAUCUCAAGGUGAUGAUCUUGCCUAUUCUUGACUUCACUUACAGAUAAGACAGGAAAAAAGUAGCACCAAGUAUCUGUACUGCAAUUCAACACAUAUAUCACUGUUGACAUGGAGGAGAAAGCAUUUAAAUGCCUGGAAUGUGGAAAGAGUUUUACUCAGAGGCAUCAUCUGCAGCAACAUCAAAGGACUCACACUGGAGAGAGGCCCUAUACAUGCCUGGAGUGUGGAAAAAGCUUCGGUGAGAAUGGAACACUACGUGUGCAUCAAAGGACUCACACUGGGGAGAAGCCCUAUAAGUGUCUGGAAUGUGGACAGAGCUUCACUCAUAGUUCAAGUCUACGUUCACAUCAAAGGACUCACACUGGGGAGAAACCUUAUGUAUGCCUGGAGUGUGGAAAGAGUUUUACUCAGAGACCUCAUCUGCAGCAACAUGAAAGGACUCACACUGGGGAGAAGCCCUAUAAGUGCCUGGAAUGUGGACAGAGCUUCACUCAUACAUCAAGUCUACGUUCACAUCAAAGGACUCACACUGGGGAGAAACCUUAUGCAUGCCUGGAGUGUGGAAAGAGCUUCACCCAGAGUACAGAUCUACGUUCACAUCAAAGGACUCACACUGGGGAGAAACCCUAUGCAUGCCUGGAGUGUGGAAAGAGCUUCAGUGUGAAUGGAAAGCUACACAGGCACCAAAGGACUCACACUGGGGAGAAACCCUAUAAAUGCCUGGAGUGUGGACAAAGCUUCCCUAGUAGUUCACAUCUACGUUCUCAUCAAAGAACUCACACUGGGGAGAAACCCUAUACAUGCCUGGAGUGUGGAAAGAGCUUCGGUGAGAAUGGAACACUGCGUGUUCAUCAAAGGACUCACACUGGGGAGAAACCCUAUACAUGCCUCGAGUGUGGAAAGAGCUUCACUGAGAAUGGAAGUUUACAUGUGCAUCAAAGGACUCACACUGGGGAGAAACCCUAUACAUGCCUCGAGUGUGGAAAAAGCUUCAACCACAGUGGAAAUCUACGCUUGCAUCAAAGGACUCAUACUGGGGAAAAACCCUAUACAUGCCUGGAGUGUGGAAAGAGCUUUAUUAAGAAUGUCACUCUACGUUUACAUCAAAGGACUCACACUGGGGAGAAACCCUAUACAUGCCUGGAGUGUGGAAAGAGCUUCACUGAGAAUGGAAAUUUACGUGUGCAUCAAAGGACUCACACUGGGGAGAAACCCUAUACAUGUCUCGAGUGUGGAAAAAGCUUCAAACACAGUGGAAAUCUACGCUUGCAUCAAGGGACUCAUACUGGGGAAAAACCCUAUACAUGCCUGGAGUGUGGAAAGAGCUUUAUUAAGAAUGUCACUCUACGUUUACAUCAAAGGACUCACACUGGGGAGAAACCCUAUUCAUGCCUGGAAUGUGGGCAGACCUUCACUCAGAGUUCAGGUCUACGUUCACAUCAAAGGACUCACAUUGGGGAGAAACCCUAUACAUGCUUGGAGUGUGGAAAAAGCUUCAGUGAGAAUGGAAGUCUAUGUGCGCAUCAAAGGACUCGCACUGGGGAGAAACCAUAUACGUGCCUUGAGUGAGGGUUUCACUGAAAGUGGACUUCUACUUUCACAUCAAAUUACUCACACUGGGGAAAAACCCUA
Molecule: messenger RNA, 1804 nt
Organism: Anolis sagrei ordinatus
Lineage: Eukaryota; Metazoa; Chordata; Lepidosauria; Squamata; Anolidae
Source: RefSeq, a predicted model, not a curated record